Molecule: messenger RNA, 1568 nt
Organism: Pectinophora gossypiella (pink bollworm)
Lineage: Eukaryota; Metazoa; Arthropoda; Insecta; Lepidoptera; Gelechiidae
Product: catalase-like
Exons: 2
Coding region: 1-1566 (521 amino acids)
Biological process (GO): hydrogen peroxide catabolic process; response to hydrogen peroxide
Cellular component (GO): cytoplasm; mitochondrion; peroxisome
Molecular function (GO): catalase activity; heme binding
Source: RefSeq, a predicted model, not a curated record
AUGGGUGUUCUGUGGUUUUUGGCGCUGGUAGCUGUUGUGGUCGCGAAAAUUCAAAAUGAUCCAGCUGGACAACAGAUCGUUGAUUUUCAGAAAAGGACUGGGGGUCCCAUUGGAAUCAUGACGACCAGCGCUGGCGCUCCGAUCGAAUACAAAGACACAAACACUCUCAACAGUCGGCUUAUUUUCAAUGAGUUCUUCAUGGACUCUAUGACCCACUUAGUUCGGGAACGAAUCCCUGAACGUUUAGUCCAUGCUAAAGCAGGAGGAGCUUUUGGGUACUUCGAAGUGACCCACGACAUAUCACACCUCUGCAAAGCUAAAGUGUUCAGUCAAGUCGGUAAGAAGACCCCUGUAGCGGCCAGAUUCUCCCCCGUAGUCGUUGAAAGAGGAGGUAUCGAUACUUCUAGAGACGCUAGAGGAUAUGCGGUAAAGUUUUACACUGAAGAUGGCAAUUUCGACAUCGUAGGCUUCAACACACCCAUGUACGUCUACAAAGACCCAAUACUCUUCCCAACCUUCGUACGAGCACAGAAACGGAACCCAGCAACAAAUCUCAUCGACGGAAACAUGCUGUGGGACUUUUUAACUCUACGUCCAGAAAGUCUUCACAUGUUUUUACUAGUCUUCGGCGACCGUGGUGUUCCUGACGGCUAUAGACACAUGCCUGGAUUCGGUAUUCAUACUUACGAAGUGUCUAAUGCGCAUGGUGAUAAACAUUUUGUCAGGUUCCACUUUUACCCUGAUGCUGGAAUCAAGAAUCUGCGGUCAGAAGAGGCAAGACAGAUAGCCGCAGUAGACCCUGAUUACGCUACCAGAGAUUUGUUCAACGCUAUCGGCAAGGGAGAUUUUCCAUCAUGGUCAGUCCAAAUUCAAAUACUAACCCUAGAAGACGUGAAAAAUGCCGGAUUUGAUGUUUUCGAUGUUACAAGAGUGUUGCCAUUAGACAAGUAUCCGCUGCAUCCGUUGGGGAAAAUGGUUUUAAACAAGAAUCCUAUCAAUUACUUCGCUGAAAUCGAACAGCUGGCGUAUAGUCCUGCCAAUUUGGUCCCUGGUAUUCUAGGUGGGCCUGAUAAAGUCUUUGAAGCGCGUCGUCUAGCUUACAGAGACGCUCAGUACUACAGGUUGGGAGCAAACUUCAAUAAAAUUCCUGUAAACUGUCCUUUGCAGACAAAGGUCUUAACUUACAAUCGCGACGGAAGGCCACCACUGAAAGAUAACGACAGAGACUCUCCCAAUUUUUACCCUAACAGCUUUAAUGGUCCAGUGCCUUACAAAGACGAGAAGAGAGCGGAGUUGAUAGAGGUUUACCAGGACGAUCCAAAUAACUUUGCUCAAGCGAGAGAGUUGUACAUUAAUGAAAUGACUCCAGAGGAAAGGAGUAGAUUGGUGGAGAACAUUCUUUAUAGUAUAGGGCCGGCGGCGAAGAAACUUCAAGAGAGAGCAGUGAAGGUCUUUAGUUUGAUUCAUCCGGACUUAGGAGGCAGAAUAGAGCAAGGUCUGUUGGCAAAUAGAACGAAGAUUAUGGACAGAUAUAGACCAGUUAGUUACGACGAGUAUGAUUACUAGGU